GAUAUAUCUGCUGAUGUGUCCUGUCAGGCUCGUGCUCUCCAGUUUAGUACUAGUAUAUAUUUUGCCCGUUAUUUCCCGUUCAGGAUUAGUUAAAGAGCCAUAUUUAGGCCCACCGGACCUAGUAGUGACUGGAAAAGAAUCACAUCGUCCUUUCGGAGGGUGACCAGCGUGGCUACUGCACAAGUAAAUAAAAUGGCCAGCAAAGGGGACAUGGACAGACACAUGGCUAAACACACGGGUGGAAUGCCUUACAGGUGUGGGGAGUGUGAAUACACCACAGAUAACCAGUCAAACCUGACCAAGCACAAUAAGAUGGUACAUACCAGUGAGACGCCAUACAAGUGUGAUCAAUGUCACUUCUACACGUGUGGGGAGUGUGAAUACAAGACACAUUGGCAGCCAAGCCUGACAAGACACAUUAAGAUGGUACAUACCAGAGGGAAGCCGUACAAAUGUGACCAGUGUGACUUCUGCACAGCUCGGAAAGGGGACCUGGACACACACAUAGCUGAACACUCCGGUGAGAAACCCUACUUGUGUGAGAACUGUGGGUACAGGACAGCCGACAAGAUUCAGCUAUCUCGUCAUAUGAGGAUGCAUCUCCAUACAGAACAAAAGCACCAGUGUGACCAGUGUGCCUUCAGCACGCUUUUGAAAUCGAGUUUGGACAACCACAAGUUAAAACAUGCAAGUGAAAAGCCUUACAUGUGUGGGAAGUGUGGGUACAGGACAGAUCACUUCUAUGUUCUGUCUACGCAUAUGAAGACACACACAACACAGCAGUCGUUUAAGUGUGACCAGUGUGCCUAUUGCACAUCUAGAAAAUCAGCUCUCAUUCAACAUAUGGCUAUGCACACUGAUGAGAAACCUUACAUGUGUGGUGAGUGUGGGUUCAGGACAGGUUUCAAGUCUGCCCUGUCAAAACAUAUGAACAAACAUACAGAACAGAAGCUGUACAAGUGUGACCAAUGUGACUACCGCACCUGCAGCUAA
Branchiostoma floridae (Florida lancelet) is the source of this 993-nucleotide messenger RNA. Its product is annotated as zinc finger protein 502-like. Lineage: Eukaryota; Metazoa; Chordata; Leptocardii; Amphioxiformes; Branchiostomatidae. Bases 193 to 993 code for a protein of 266 amino acids. Gene Ontology annotation, cellular component: nucleus. Gene Ontology annotation, biological process: regulation of transcription by RNA polymerase II. Gene Ontology annotation, molecular function: DNA-binding transcription factor activity, RNA polymerase II-specific; RNA polymerase II transcription regulatory region sequence-specific DNA binding. The record is from RefSeq and is a predicted model, not a curated record. The transcript has 2 exons.